GUUUCACGAUGGAAGCACUAGAAGAAAUAGUCCCUUUUCUAUCAAAAUCUGCUCGUCUCGAUCUGCGGGUCGUUUCUCUCUCACAUGUGCUUGGAAUUACAGGCUCAGUGGAAGGGAUCAAAUUGCUCAUUACAAAUGAAACAUUGCUAAAUAAUCUGCUUGAUCUAACAACUGAUGAGUCCGUAGCGAAGGAUGCUGUACUGUGUCUUGUUAAUAUUACGGCAGAAGAGUUUGGAGCCGCUGUGGUAGUAGAUAAGCUUUCCGAACGAUUAAUACCAAUCGCAUAUGAAGCGAUACUGGACGAGAACUGCAAGCUGAGCGAUGCAUGGUGUAUGGUACUGUGCAACAUCACCCGUCCCGAGCAUCUCGUCGAAUCGGUCCUGAAGCAUCUGCUGGCGAUAGAGUUUGCGUUGGAAAAGCUAACCACGUGCUUUACGCGCAUUAAUUACAACAAGCAAAAGUGCCAUCUUAAUUACCUCAGUCCAUUGUUUAGCAACGUGUCGCAAAGUAAAGCCGGUCGUACCGUGUUUUGCAACCAGACGACAGGGCUACUGGGCCGGUUGCUUCCGUUCGUACAUCACGAGGGAAGUAUUGUACGUCGGGGUGGUGCUGUCGGGUUGCUUAAAAACGUGUGUUUUGAUUCGUCUGAGCAUGAAUGGCUGCUAAGCGAGGAAAUGGAUGUUCUACCAUUUAUCCUACUGCCACUUGCCGGACCGGAAGAAUUUGAUGAUGAGACGAACGAAAAGCUGCCGGUAGAUUUGCAAUAUCUCGGCCCGGAUAAGAAGCGCGAGGAUGAUCCGGAUGUGCGCAAGAUGCUGGUAGAAUCGUUAGCACAGCUGUGUGCGACACGCAAGGGAAGGCAACAUUUGCGAGACCACGGUACGUACGAGAUUUUGCGCGAAUUGCACAAAUUUGAAUGCAGGCCGGAGGGUGAUAGAGCCGUACUGGCUGCGGUGGAGAAUGUGGUGGAUAUUUUGAUCAGGACGGAAGAAGAAAUUGGGGAGGAUAACCUGAAGCAGCUUGAAAUUCCGGACGAUGUGAAGGCAAAAAUCGAAAACAUGAGCAAAGAAAUCGAAAAAUAGAACCCAUAAUC
Messenger RNA from Anopheles maculipalpis, 1093 nucleotides. RefSeq names its product protein HGH1 homolog. The record is from RefSeq and is a predicted model, not a curated record. Bases 9 to 1082 code for a protein of 357 amino acids. The transcript has 4 exons. Lineage: Eukaryota; Metazoa; Arthropoda; Insecta; Diptera; Culicidae.